AUUUGAAGAAUUCCGAUCGACUAUAUUCGGGUCGUGACGAUCAUCCAAAACUGCUGCUGACGUGAACGGCAUCUAACGCAACUUCACGGUCCUCCUUUGAAACGUUUCUUCGCGGAAUUGAAAGUGACAAGAAAUAUGGCCUUUGGAGCUGGAAGCCACGUGACCCUGGUUGGGAUCUCAUGCCUCAUUGUUUUUCUCGCCUGCAUAACAAAUGCCGUGCCAACAGAUCGACUUCGACCUGUUGCUGUUUCCGCGGAAGAUCACGGCAAGCCGGAUUUCCAUGUAAUUAGCAACGCAGCUCGUUUGGAAAAACGAGAAGCUCAGCAAGAACCCGUAGAGAACGCUGAUGAUCACGCAUUGGACAAGAAAUCCUUCGGAGGAAUGGGUGCCAGCGGGUUCCACGGAGACACCUUCAGCAAUGGAUUCGGUUCAUUUUCAACCAUGAAAAGGAGUCCUUUUGGAGGCGGAGCUCGUGGGUUCCACGGAGACGCCUUUUCCAACGGGUUCGGCGAGUUCUCCACGAUGAAGAAGAAGAAGUUCGGCUCUGGACAGAUGGACAGUGCAUUUCAUGGUCGCAGCGCCUUUUCUGGCGGCUUCGGCGACUUCUCCACCAUGCGCAAACGGUUCAUGGGACCAUCCGGGUUCCACGGAGAUACCUUCUCUCAAGGUUUCGGAGGGUUUUCGACCAUGAAGAGAGCCCAAGAUCUGCCCUAUGACACGCGAUUGAAUGACUUGACGUUGGCGGCUCUGCUGGAAUCCAUUCAACUUGCCAAGGCUGACCGACUGAGAGCAUCUGACGACGAAUACUAAUAUCAUCCUGGAUCCACCGAAAAAAAAACAACAACAACAAAACAUCUUCUGUCUAGAUGCAGAGAAGAAUGCUUAAAAAUAAAAAGAGAAAAGGGAAAACUUGAUCGGUGCUGAAUUUGCUGCUGCUGAUGCUUGACUGCGUUUUCACAGCAUCGUUUAUAUAUAUAGGCUUGACACCUGCUAUCUCCUAUAUUAGCUGCUAUUGCUUUGCUGGAAAUAAAUAAAGCGAGUAGGAGGACUCCGUGUGAGACAGUCAUUUAGAAAAAAAAUCUCAAUCUACUGCAGCUAAUUGAUUUUCGAUCAAAUGUUUUCAAUCUCGACUCACUCUCUCUGUAUGCAAUCGUUUUUUUUUUUUAUAUGGCUGGGCAUUGAGUGGAUGCAUUCCACGGAAAUUUGCUUGUUAUUGUCGUUCUUUUUUCUCACUAAAAUGCGAUGAUUGAAGAGUAUAAUAAAUUGGAUCCGAAGUAGUUACGAUUAUAUUCUGAUAACCCCGAGAAAAAUGAACUCAGGAACUAAUGCGUCCGUUCCACGCAUUAAAUUUGUUUUCCGAUCCUUCGAUAUACUUCAUGAAAACCUUAAUUGCAUUAAAGUUUACUUAGUGAACAGAUUCAAAUUGGGAUCAGAUGCGGGACUUUGGGUUGCUAAGCUUGAGGGAUUUAUUAUUUUUUCUUUUGGAUGUUAGACGCGUAAAUUCUCUGAGAAUACGUCGUUGACUUCAUUCACGGCUUCAUGAAAAAAAAACCAAGGAAAAUGUUGCUACUAAAUAUUUGCAUUGCAGUAUUCGGGAAAAUUGCGGGGGAGAGGGAAACGAAAAAGCGGGGAUUUGCGGAAAAUGUGGCUGAAAUUUCAUCGGGGUCAUGUUCACUCGCAAAAUCGUGUCAUUUUUUUUUGUCCGCUGCGAAGAGGCCAAGAAAGAAAAUACAAUGCUAUGGAGAA
Notodromas monacha is the source of this 1746-nucleotide messenger RNA. The record is from the annotation of a GenBank genome assembly. NCBI's taxonomy places the organism in Eukaryota, Metazoa, Arthropoda, Ostracoda, Podocopida, Cyprididae.